Molecule: messenger RNA, 3253 nt
Organism: Seriola dumerili (greater amberjack)
Lineage: Eukaryota; Metazoa; Chordata; Actinopteri; Carangiformes; Carangidae
Gene: lrch1
Product: leucine rich repeats and calponin homology domain containing 1
Exons: 19
Coding region: 103-2193 (696 amino acids)
Molecular function (GO): protein binding
Source: RefSeq, a predicted model, not a curated record
CCUGGGAAGUCUGUGUCCUGCUGUUUGCCUGAACGUUAGCCAACGCUCACGGAUAUAACCGACACACACACACGCGCGCGCGCAGCGGAGAGGGGGAACAUUAUGGCGACGUUGGGACCGGAGUCGGCUCGCCCUCCUCUUUCCCAGCUCGGUUCUUCUCCGUCGAUCCAGACCCACAUCGGCAGCGCCAACCUGCCUCCCAACCGGGGCUUGGAGCGGGCGCUGGAGGAGGCUGCGGCCAGCGGCGUCCUCAACAUCAGCUCCCGGAAACUGAAGGAGUUUCCCCGGACAGCGGCCAACCACGACCUGACGGACACGGUGGAGGCAGAUCUGUCAAAGAACCGACUGGCCGACGUCCCCUCAGAGGUCUGCAACCUGGUUGCCUUGGAAACACUAAACCUGUAUCACAACUGCAUCAGGACCAUCCCAGACAGCAUCAUCAGCCUGCAGUCGCUCACCUCCUUCAUUAUCAGUCGUAACCAGCUGGGCUCUCUGCCGGCCUGUCUGUGUGGUCUUCCUCUGAGAGUCCUCAACGCCAGCAACAACAAGCUGGUGAGUCUGCCAGAGACCAUCAGACAGCUGCACAGCCUCAUGGAGCUGGACAUCAGCUGCAACGAGAUCACGGCUCUUCCUCGUCACAUCGGCAAACUCAAAGCUCUGCGAGAACUCAACGUACGCCGAAACCUUCUCUGCGUCCUGCCAGAAGACCUGGCUGACCUUCCUCUGGUGAAGUUCGACUUCUCCUGUAACAAGGUGUCCACCAUCCCGGUGUGUUACAGGAAGAUGAAACAGCUCCAGUCGCUCCAGUUAGAAAACAACCCACUGCAGAGUCCACCUGCACAGAUCUGUAUAAAGGGCAAAGUUCACAUAUUCAAGUAUCUGAGCAUCGAGGCGUGUCGCAGCGAGAAGAUGCCCGACUCCCUCUACCUGCCCGUCAUGGAGAGAAUCAGCCUAUCACGGCCCACCGCCGGCAGUGUGGAGGACAUGGAGCAGCAGAAGAAGCAGGACAGCGACUCAGGAGUCGGCAGCGACAACGGAGACAAGAGACUGUCUGCUACUGAGCCGUCAGAUGAAGACAGUCUGAGUCUCAACGUGCCGAUGAGCCACAUCACAGAGGAGGAGGGGAUCAGUAAAGACGACUCCAGUGAACACAUCAGCUCCCUGACAGCAGACCCACACUGCGACUCGGUCCGGCUGAUCGAGGAGAGUCCUACGGAGGCCCUGAAGGAGCAGUUCAGCUACAGAGACUCCACGCUCAGCACUCGCUUCGUCAACUACAUCAAGGGUCGGACAGCAGCAGACUUUGACGAGCCCCUCAGGAUAGAAGAAGACUCACACUGGCAAACAGAACAAAUGUCAAAGGUCAAAGGGGGCACAGAGCUCCACAUUGACAUGAUCAACCAGCUGAAGGAGGCUGUGGAGCUGCUGCAGGACCCCAGCAGAGUGAGCGCGGAGCAGGACGACCUGUCUGGAGUCCAGCUCUACCCGGUGGAGAUGGUCACAGUGGAGGAGUCACUCAAUGGGCAGGACAGUGAUGACGGCGCCUCCACUCCAAAGCGAGACGACAGAUCUCCAGCCAGCGGAUCCCCGUCCUUCUCCAGCCCGCCGUUUGGACUCAAGCCCCGUUCAGCCCCGCCCUCGCUGCCCUGCUCGCCCCCUCCUUCCUGUCUCGACCCCUCCCUCCUCUCACAGGCCUCGCCCUUCCGUAGAGAUACCCCACGUAGCCAUGACGAUGGAGGCGUGCACAGCCGCGUGUUCCUGCGGAGCCACAAGAGUCUGGAGUCUGUGGAUCCUCAGUUCACCAUGAGAAGGAAGAUGGAGCAGCUCAGAGAGGAACUGGAGCUGAUGGAGCAGCUCAGAGACAGCAUCGAGAGCAGACUGAAGGUCGCACUUCCCGAGGACCUCGGCUCGUCUCUGAUGGACGGCGUCGUGCUCUGCCAUCUGGCCAAUCACAUUCGCCCGCGCUCUGUCGGCAGCAUCCACGUCCCCUCACCUGCAGUGCCCAAACUCAGCAUGGCCAAGUGUCGGAGGAACGUGGAGAACUUCCUGGACGCCUGCAGAAAGAUCGGUGUACCUGAGGACAAACUGUGUCUCCCUCACCACAUCCUGGAGGAGAAGGGCCUGGUGAAGGUGAGCAUCACGGUGCAGGCCCUGGUGGACGAGGCCUCCUCCAAACACGCCCUCCUGACGUGAGCGGCAGAGACGGGCGGCGCUUCCUCUGACUGACACGUACAACAGACGCACACCUGGAUCGACACGCCGGACGCCACGACACGCCUCUGUGCUCAUUCCGCCUCCCUCUCAGUAACAGAGUGAUUUCUUCUAUUUAAAGGUGUUAAGGGAACUAAACGAUCAGAGGUGGAUUCAUUUACUAAUUCACGAGAGGGAACUGAAUUAAUUUAGUGACAAAGGAGCCAAAACUGACCAGUGUUUGACCGGUCGUAGGUAAAUGAUGUGUUUUAUAUCAGUUUCAGGGUGUGAGUGAAAAAUCAACUCUAACAUCCACGUCUUCAGGUGAACACAAAACAAGCAGAUACAAACUGAAGGGCAUCAAAACAACUCCACUUUGUUUUAUUUUAUUUUUUUCUUGAUUAAAAAAUUCCUACACCAGUUGGUACCAAAAGGUUCUGACACAGUAUCAGGGCCACGGUGACGUGGGAGGGGAAAAUCUUUCAUUUCAAGAAUAAAGUCUAAACCAGUGGUCGGCCACUGGUGGCCUGCAGCGACAAUAUCCUGCCCGUCAGAUUAUUUUGAUAUUCAGAUUUAGCUAUAAUGUUCAAAGAGAAUCUAACUCCACCUGAAGAAGCUCAUUUUACUUUUAUUCAUGUUGAGAGUGAUUGACAGACAAACAGUCACAUCAGGCUGCACAGCUCCUGGUAAUGAAACACAUCAUGGCAGCAACAGUUAUCCACAGAGAAUCACUUCCUCGUUCUCUUUUGUUUUUGUUUUUUUGGCAGCAACGCUUUAUUUCAAGCUUUUAUUGUGAAAAGUUCUGACAGGAAGUUCCGAAGUUUCUGUUGUCAAACGUAUAGUAUGUGACUGUGGGCCACAGCUCCACGUCUCCACAGUAACAAAGUAAAUUCAAGUUUAAUUUUUUAUCAAUUAAUUUUUUAAUUAGCCUUUGAUUAUGAUCUGACACCUAAUGGAUUAGAAAACACUCACGUGCCGACCACUGGUCCAAAUAGUUUCAAAAAAAGUAAGAAUAGAUUUUUAAUUCAGAGAAAAUAGAUCAAUCGUAUUAGACAAAGUCAUA